This is a messenger RNA of Aphis gossypii (cotton aphid), 2106 nucleotides long. Its product is annotated as zinc finger MYM-type protein 1-like. The transcript has 7 exons. The coding region runs from base 1 to 2106 and encodes 701 amino acids. The record is from RefSeq and is a predicted model, not a curated record. Lineage: Eukaryota; Metazoa; Arthropoda; Insecta; Hemiptera; Aphididae. Gene Ontology annotation, molecular function: protein dimerization activity.
AUGAAGAAUAAAAGUGAAGAACUUAAUGAAGCUGUAGCUCAUAUGGAUAUAGCUCAUGUAAAUAUUCAAAAUCCUCAGUGCUCAAGAAAUAAUGAUGUAAAUAAUUUAAUCAGUAUUGGCAAUAAUGAGUUAAAUGUUCAACGACUAAUUGAUACUUCAAGUGUAAAUGACAUUUCUUUACUUGUUAAUAAUAGUGACUUAAGUUUACAAGAAAAACUUGAAUUUAUGAAUAAAAUUUGGUUUCAACUUAAUUGGUUACAAAAAUGGAAAUGGCUUACUUACUCAAACAUUUUGAAUGGAGCAUUUUGCAAGUUUUGUGUUAUAUUCUCUCAAAAAGAAGGAGGGAUUGGAAAACAAAGUUUAGGAAGUUUAUGCACCAAAGAAUUUUCAAAUUGGAAACAUGCUAUUGAGAAGUUCAAGCAUCACGAAGAAACUUGUUAUCACAAAGCAUGCAUUGAAAAUUAUAAAGUAAUGUCCCAAAAAUCGUAUGUCCCAGUAAAUACUCAGUUGGAUAAAGUAGCUGUUGCUGAAAUGAUUGAAAAUAGGAAAUUAAUAAGACCUGUUAUUGAAAGUAUACUUGUGUGUGGACGUCAAGGACUGGCAUUAAGAGGGCAUAAGGAUUCUGGACCUUUAUCAAUUGAGGAAGAACCUAUUGAAAACGAUGGUAAUUUUAGGGCUAUAUUAAGAUAUGGAUUAAAAAUGGCAUCUUUAGGUAAUUCUGAUUUACAGCUUAUAAGAGAACGUUGUAAACGCAAUGCACAAUACUUAAGCCCAAAAAUCCAAAAUGAAAUCAUUUAUACAUGCAACAAAUUAAUACUCGAAAGGAUAGUAAAAAGAAUUAAUUUAUCUAAAGGUUUUUGUGUUCUUGCUGAUGAAACUGCUGAUAUUGGAGGAAUAGAGCAAUUUUCAAUCUGUGCUAGAUACAUUUAUAAUGAUGAAAUACAAGAAGAUUUUUUAAACUUUGUUCCAUUGCAUAACACUUCAGGAGAAAAUUUAGCAAAUACAUUGUUAGACAGCUUGAAAAACUUUGGUAUUGAUUUACAAUACCUAAGAGGUCAGGGUUAUGAUGGGGCAGCUGCAAUGAGUGGCCGGUUUAAUGGUGUCCAAGCUAUAGUAAAAAAACAGUAUAAAACAGCGGUAUAUAUUCAUUGUAGUGCUCAUGUUUUAAAUUUAGCUAUUUGUAGUGCUUGUGAACUAUCUAGUAUCAGAAAUACAAUAGGCAUAAUUGAAGCAGUGUAUAACUUUAUGAAUACACCAAAAAGACAAUGUGUACUACAAAAUGAAGUAAAAACUGUAAUUAGUUCAUUAGAAGUAAUGAGUGGUUGGAUUGAUAGAGAAACUUUCACAAAAGCUUCACAAUUGCUUCUGUCGCUUCGUGAUACAACAUUCAAUGUCAGUUUAAUGGUUAUUGAUGAAAUUUUUAAGCAUACAUAUGUGUUAUGUAAAUCAUUACAAAGAGAAAACAUUGAUUUACUUGAAGCAAUUAAUCUGGCUGAGGAUUUAUCUAAUGAGAUACAAACAAUGAGACAAAAUACUGAUGCAGUCUUUUCAGUUAUAUUUAAGAACUUGGAAGAAAAAUCUGAAUGUCUUGAUAUACAAAUUUGUAUUCCAAGGACCUAUUUUUAUAAAGAUUCGGAUAGUUUAAGUGAACCUGAUAUUGUAAUAACAGAAAUUAAGAUGUGGAAAAAUGUCUUAAAAAGAACUGAAGAAGAUCAAAAGCCAAAAACUGUAAUACAAUUUCUACAAUUUUGUGAUGAAGACUUGUUCCCAAAUAUAUACAAGUUAAUAAAAAUUAUAUGUAUAUUACCAGUCACGACAUGUACUUCUGAGAGAAGUUUCUCUUCAUUAAGAAAUCUUAAAACAUAUCUCAGAAAUACUGUAUCGGAAGACAGACUAAAUGGACUUGCUAUGCUUAAUAUUCAUCGAAAUGAAAUCUUAACACCAGAUGAUAUAAUUGAGGAACUUGUUGAUGGUCUUAGGGGAUCGAAUGAAAUAAGCAGUAUUAUAUUUUCAUAUUUGAAAUCUGUUGAUGAGAGAAGUCCUAUUAUUCAGGACAUAGCUUUAUACUGUGAUAGUUGUCCUGGCCAAAUAAAAACUAUAAACUGA